CGAGCCGACGGCUGGGAGCCACAGCCGCAUGAGGAUCUAUAAGAGCAGAGGCUGAGAGCACAGCUGUCCUCUGACACCCUGCAGGAUUAUCUCCUUGUGUUUAACCAUCAUAACCUUGCAUCUCUGGGAUUACAGAUUAAAGCAUCCAUAACAAGCAGCUGCUGGAAACAAAACGGAUGUCAGUGUGGUGGUUAGAGAUGGGAGAGGUUUCAGGGCCUCUCUCCACUGUAGGAUGGUAGCCGACAGCACAGUGGAAGGCCAUGAGCAGACCGCCUUACCAAGCGCAUCACCAGCACCAUCAUCAUCACCUUCUGUGUCGUCAGCAUCAGCAUCAGCAACCCGUAAACAGUCGGAGCAGCUUCAGCGUCAGGCUUGUCCAAAUCCAAGUCUGAAAUCUGCAUCUGCUCGCUCUGUGUACCUGACUCAUUUCCGCACCUUCACCUCCAAAGAGGACUGCAGCCUAAUCACAGACACAGCUACCAAGCUCGAGCGCAGCGGCUUCUACUGGGGCCCACUUGGAGUAGAGGAGGCCCAUUGCAUGCUCCGCAACGCCCCCCUGGGCAGUUUCCUCAUCCGCGACAGUCGACAGAAGGACGUCUUCUUUACUCUGUCCUACCACGACAAGAAGGGACCGGUCAGCGUGCGCAUCGACUACAAGCGGCAGAGGUUCUCUCUUGCUGGCAACGAGCGCUCCUUCCCAACGCUCUUUGCCCUUUUGGAGCAUUAUAUGAACUCGCCUAAGAAGAGCCUGACAGUCCCCUACAGGAAAUGGGAGCCCACCCUGCAGGAGCUGUGCAGGAAGCGGAUCAUGGAGGUGUGCGGAGGAAAGGGUGGCAUUCCAGAACUGCCUGUCACACAUGUGGUCAAAGAUUUCCUGUUGGAGUUCCCUUACAAACUAUGAACAGUCUGCAUAAUGUUUUGGCUGUUUUGUUCUUGAUUUCAAGAUGGCAGCUUUCACCAAGUAACGGUACAGCAAACGGGUUGAUAAAGUCUCUGCAUCAGGGAACUAAGGUAGAGACUACAUCACCGUGGUUACUAAAAAAAUCAACAAACUCUUUUUGGACUAAAAGCUGUGAACUGCUCCUAAAGAACCACAAUAACCAAAGUCAAACACAUGAAGCCUCCAGUUGGACAUUAAACUUUCAUGACAUCUCAACAUCUACUACCUCUAGAGACUUAAAACCCAAUAACAUGUGGAAGAAGCAUCCUUUGGA
This is a messenger RNA of Cyprinodon variegatus (sheepshead minnow), 1214 nucleotides long. RefSeq names its product suppressor of cytokine signaling 1-like. Bases 233 to 901 code for a protein of 222 amino acids. The record is from RefSeq and is a predicted model, not a curated record. Gene Ontology annotation, cellular component: phosphatidylinositol 3-kinase complex. NCBI's taxonomy places the organism in Eukaryota, Metazoa, Chordata, Actinopteri, Cyprinodontiformes, Cyprinodontidae. Gene Ontology annotation, biological process: phosphatidylinositol phosphate biosynthetic process; intracellular signal transduction. Gene Ontology annotation, molecular function: 1-phosphatidylinositol-3-kinase regulator activity. The transcript has 2 exons.